UACCCCAGCUGAACCCGCGCGAUAUUUCCCAGAUUCCACGAGAUUUUCAGAUCGCUGGGACAAUAUGGCGGAGGGUGAGAGUCUGGAAUCAUGGCUCAAUAAAGCCACUAAUCCUGCAAACCGUCAAGAGGAUUGGGAGUACAUCAUCGGCUUCUGUGACCAGGUUAACAAGGAACUGGAGGGGCCACAGAUUGCUGUCAGGUUGCUGGCUCAUAAAAUCCAGUCUCCUCAGGAGUGGGAGGCAGUGCAAACCCUUACAGUAUUAGAAGCUUGUAUGAAGAACUGUGGCAGGAGAUUUCACAAUGAAGUUGGAAAAUUCCGAUUCCUGAAUGAAUUGAUCAAAGUAGUAUCUCCAAAGUAUUUGGGAGACAGGGUAUCUGAAAAGGUCAAAACAAAAGUGAUUGAAUUACUGUACAGCUGGACGGUUGCUCUGCCAGAGGAAAUCAAAAUCAAAGAUGCCUACCAGAUGUUAAAGAAACAAGGUGUAUUGCAACAUGAUCCUCAGAUCCCAGUUGAUAAGACCCUGAUUCCCUCACCCCCAACUCGUCCGAAAAAUGCGGUAUUUGAAGAUAAUGAAAAAUCUAAGCUCUUAGCCAGGUUACUGAAGAGCAAAAACCCAGUGGACCUUCAAGAAGCUAACAAACUCAUUAAGAAUAUGGUGAAAGAGGAUGAAGCCCGAAUGCAGAAAAUAACAAAGCGUUUGAACACUCUGGAGGAGGUGAACAAUAACGUACGGCUUUUGAAUGAAAUGCUGGCUCAUUACAGCAAAGAAGAAUCGUCAGAAGGGGACAAAGAGCUGAUGACGGAGUUGUACGAACGAUGUGAGAAGAUGAGACGGACAUUGUUCAAACUUGCAAGUGAGACUGAGGACAAUGACAACAGUUUAGGUGAGAUUUUACAAGCCAGCGAUGACCUUUCACGAGCGAUAAACUCCUACAAAAAGGUGGUUCAAGGACAGGCUGUAAAUGGGGAGCUUGACCUGCCUGAACUUACAAGACCAUCAGUGAAUAGUGGAGCCACUAACACGGAGACCCUAAUCGAUCUGGCUGGACUGGAUGUUCCCUCGGAAAAGGCUUACCCCACCAUCUCGCCAGUAUUCCCCAUUAUUCCACCUCCACCACAAGCCUCCAAUGAUCCUGGCUCCCGAACUGCCAGCCUGUCAAACGUGGCCAAGCAACCUCCCAGUUCUGUUGGACUGCUGGAUGUGGAGCUGCUUUCACUGGGACUGAAUGACCCUCCAUCAAGUUCUGAGAUUGACAAAGACUCUGGAGAGUCUCUGUGGAACAACUUUCAGGUUGAACCCUCUGCCCUCAACCCCUUUGCAGGGCCGCCAGCUGCUGAUGGACCAGUUUCCUCCAUCACUCCUCUGCUGCAGUCUGUACCUCGAACAUUAAACCAGUCUCCAGCUCAGUGCCUCCUGCCGUUCUCUGGGGUAUCUCAAGCUCCACGUGCAGCAGCAGUUCCUUUGCUUAUGAACGCUGCCACCAUUGUCCCUCAGUCUAACCCAGUCUCCGUGUUUCCGAUGCCACCACUGGAGCCCCGGAUUCCAGGUGCUUUGCUCCAUUCCAGCUCCUGUUCCCAAACGACAUUCAGCAGCAGUAUGCAGGAGCUGGAUAUGCUUGGUCAGAAGGUUCUAGAGGAGGUCAAAAGUGCUUCUGGUAUGGCGGGGAUUGUCCCUGGGGCACCAGCAGGCAGUGGGUACAGUACACCCUCUGCGGCCCCCAGCAGUCCCCUGUUCCGCUCUCUCUCCCCUCAGCCAUCCAGUCCUCUCCGAAGUGCUUUUCCAGAAAUGUCACUGAGCAACGUGACAGUUCCUCUGGAGACAAUUAAACCAAGUAAUGUCCACCCUGUGACUGCGUAUGACAAGAAUGGUUUCCGGAUCCUCCUGCACUUUGCGAAGGACUGUCCUCCUGCGAGAUUGGAUGUGCUUGUGAUUGUCAUCUCCAUGAUCAGCACCUCAUCCCUGCCCAUCACCAAUGUGCUUCUGCAGGCUGCUGUACCCAAGACAAUGAAAGUGAAGCUGCAACCUCCAUCGGGAACAGAUCUUGCUCCAUUCAAUCCUAUCCUGCCUCCAGCUUCUAUUACCCAGGUUAUGUUACUGGCAAAUCCUCUGAAGGAGAACGUCAAACUGAGAUACAAGCUAACUUUUACAAUGGGACAGCAGUUGUGCUCAGAGAUGGGUGAGGUGGACCAGUUCCCCCCAGCUGAAAAAUGGGGAUGUCUUUGACCCUUCACUAUCGCUCAUAGUUUCAAAUACGCCAAACACCUCCAUAUGCUUGAAGCACUUGGAUCGCCUAACUGAAGCACUGUGCCAUCUGAUUGCAUCUGGAACUGAUGAAGGAACAAAUUGUAACCUGGGUCUGUGGUCCAUGUCUGUAGCAGGCAGGGCUUGGAAUCUGGCAUUUGACUUUGCUGUUUUGUUGCACAGCUGAACUUUACACACUUGUACUCAAAAUCACUCCAAAUCUGCUCCUUAUCAGAGGCUUCUAUUACUAUUACGAAAGGGUCAAUUAAUGUUGCAGUGAUCAGCUAGAAACUUCAUUAAGCGACUGGUUGAAAUUGCAGCUCAUGUUAGAUCCUCACUCUGGCUGAGUUUCCUAAACAUCAAGGCUUCCUCAUUGGAAUUCUCCAAGCAACCUAGGUUCCUGCUCUUGAUCGCCAUUCAGUGACCCUGGCUGGAAAUGUGAAUGUCCAGACACCAAAUGGAGGACCGGUGUUGGACUCUGCUGUGAUAAUCGCUGCCUUGGGACACUCCUGAGGAAAAGCAGCACUCGCGGGACAGUGAAAUAAAAUUUUUAAAUGCUGGGAAGACUCAGCAUCUGUGGCAAGGGAAACAAAUGCUUCAGCUUGAUGAUAUUGUAUGAGAGCUGGACAUAAUAUGAAAUAACAGAUUUUAAACAAGUUACAAAAGCAAAGAAAUAGGAAGAAGGGAGGAAAGAAUAAAAGGAACACAGUCUAUGAGAGGGUCAAAAGCAGGAAAGACUAAAUGUCUAAAGGGACGAUACUGCAAGACCAAAAGAGAUGGUAAUGGAUCAAGUAAAGAAAAAGCUGAAUUAUCACUAAGUUGCUUGUGAAACAAAUGGGUCAUAAUCUGAAAUUGUUGUACUUAGUGUUGUGUCUGGAAAGCUUAAGUGUCUAAUGAAAAGAUGGAGUAUUAAUCUCAAGCUUCCAUUUAACUUCAUUGAAACAAUAUGCAGGAUGGAGAAUAAUUUCUGCUCAGGUGGUCAGAGUCACCCUCACACUUAAUGGUGUUCCCAAAGCAUUCAUCCUACCUGAAUUCAUCGUCCCUGCUGGAGAAGACCACAGUCUAGGAACAAACCUUAUUAAUACGGAGAAACAAGAGCCAUUAGAGCUGCUAUGGCACUGAACUUGGUAUAGAGGUCUGAGGUUGUAUCAAUGUUCUCUAUCAUUCACAACGAUGAUACAGCAGGUGAUGGCAAUGAUUGCGACAGGAGUCUGUCAACUUAAAACUUCUGUUCAAACCACUUGUUAUUUACACUGUCCCUCCCCAUCAAUAGGGAAAAUCUCUCACCCAAUUUCUACCCUCCAUUCUGUUAAAAUUCCAUCCUGUUUUUCCUUCCUGGUAUCCCAGUGGCUUCACCUGAAUAACUAUGAACUGCCUGUAGUUUAUUCACCAUUGCAGUCUGUUAAUGAGCCCCAAGUAUCUGAAAAGCCCUUUAUUCCCUUGCUCAGCUGAGUACAAACAUCUAGUAGUAUGAUUAAUUAUCAGAUUAGUACCUGGGGCAUCUUCACCUAAGAGUGCAUCCUGCUGAGGGGCUGCAGAAGUGACCCGGUCAACUGCAUAGUUGGAAACUGAGAGUCAAGCCCCUGUGGAGUAGGACAUCCUCAAACCACUGCAGCUUUGGGACUGAUCUAUUUUCACAGCUUUCCAUAGCUCAACUGAUUUGUGAAGCACUCAAUUCCUCCAUGCUGAUCUAAAUGCAACCUUUUACCACUUUUAUAAAGCUGACAUAUUAAUCCUUCUGGUCUUUUUGCUGUAACUCAGUUGAAAUUGAUCAUCUUCCUCCUCAAAUGAGACACUGUACAUUCCGUUUUCUCCACUGAAUGCUUUAACUAUUUGGGUAGCUGGAUAUCUCACUGGUGUCAGUGUUUGGCUGUGAUCAGCCUUUCGCUGACUUAAGUGUCUCCAAUAUUCAGUUGUCUUUUCUCAGUGCUUGUGUUGUCCAGUGUUAAUUGUCAUUCAAGAAGAGAGCAUGCACUAAUACAAACAACUCUGCUUCAGUCUCUUCUUCCCUAGUCCCUCCAAUGCCCAGAGUCUAACACUCAGCACAAGCUGCCAUUUUUGCACAGCAUUUGGUCAAUUAAGAUGUGACUUCCAGUGCAGUCAUGUGUUGUUGCUGCUGCUUUAUAUAAUGUAUUUAUUGUUCAAAAUCAAAAGACUUUAUUCCUGAACAUAUCGCUCUAUAUCCAGCACAGUUUCUGCUCAGAAUUUAAAAACUGUAAUUUGUAAAUAUUUAAGGUGUGUUAUUAUUUGCACGAUUGAAAUAAAGUCGUUUCAUUUUA
Molecule: messenger RNA, 4524 nt
Organism: Rhincodon typus (whale shark)
Lineage: Eukaryota; Metazoa; Chordata; Chondrichthyes; Orectolobiformes; Rhincodontidae
Gene: gga3b
Product: golgi associated, gamma adaptin ear containing, ARF binding protein 3b
Exons: 17
Coding region: 65-2227 (720 amino acids)
Biological process (GO): vesicle-mediated transport; intracellular protein transport
Cellular component (GO): trans-Golgi network
Molecular function (GO): phosphatidylinositol binding; small GTPase binding; ubiquitin binding
Source: RefSeq, a predicted model, not a curated record